UUCUCGGUUUUGAUGCCGCGAGUGGUCGGACGAGAACAUCAGGCGAAAACCCCCGAAAAGACCCAGACAGUUUACGCGGCAGCUAGGAGGGCCUCUGUGCGCUACUCUGCGUUUUCUGAUCUGUCUGCUACUUUUUCUCCCUUUGCUUUCGAGCAUCUUUUCACGAGUUUGUGUGCUGUUCACGCGCGUUUUCUUUUCCUUUCUCUUCUCAUGUUUUCGGGGUCCCCGAAGGUUUCCUUUCCGCCAACACUUCCGUCUCCCUGCCUUCCUGUCUCUGCCUUUCUCUUCCUUUCUCGCUCGCGCUGUUUUUCCUUCUGAGGAGAACCUUUCUCUUCACCGUCUUGCGCGUCGCCCCUUCGUCUCUUCGGUUUUCUUGCUGUGUAUUUGCGUUAAGGGAAAGGUUCUCGACUGUAACUCGCCUUUCUUGCUGCUCGGUUGCCCUUCUUCCCGUGCGUGUGUGUCUUUUGGUGUCUUCGCCUCCCUUCUUUUCUUUUUCCGCUUCGACGCCUCUUCCGUGCUUUUCACCGGACUCGCCCAAAACCGGCGACCCCUCUUCAGAGACAUUCCGGAGUUUCCCUGUGUUUUCUGUCUCGGAACCUCUCCCAGUCUUCUUCUUCCUCCCCGCCUCAGGUGUCGCUCUUUCCCCCUUCACUCGCGCUGUCCGUUCCUCUUGGCUGCUUUCCUCCCUCGACUUCUCUUCCCUCUCUGGGUUGCGUCUUCUUUCCGGUGUUCACAACACACACAGACGCCCGGAGACCGAGCAAAGAGGCCUUUCGGACAGCCUGGACUUUGAACGCUGAGAGAAAACGAGGAAGACGCGCAGCAGACGACGCAGAACUUGGUGGCUGGGGAACUGCGCUUCCGCUGAAAGUGUCGGAAUUCGACUCGCCAAGCACCGGCCAGCGUCUCUGCGUCAUCCGAAUUCAAGACUCGACGGGCCAAGCAAAAGACAACAGAAGGGAGAGCACAGUUCUCUGCAAGCAAAAUGAGGUCCCCUGCUCCUCAACAACACUGGAACGAGCCGCUGGCUCGCGUGAUGGACGUCGUCCUAAACUGCACGAUUCGCUUCAAAACUGCGGCAGAGGUGGGGAAGCGAGCAGUGUUUUACUGCCGCGGCGAGGACUUGUUUGCAUGGUUGAUGAACAACCGGGAGAUGCUGCAGAAGAAGCACGCAGACGCUCUCGACGGGCAAAGUCUCGCGUCGGAAACAGACGUCAUCGAGUUCUGCGACAAGCUUAUUCGCUUCGGCUUCAUGUACAGAGCUCAGUACAAACCGAUUGACGGGGUCAUUGAACAGGACGAGGAGGGCCGCUUUAAGCGCCCCAAGUGGCCCAAACGCCUGGCGAUGACGCCGAAGCAAAAUUUCGAUCCGCAGGCGUUUUAUGUUGUCGUCUACGAGGGGUCGAAGUCCUGGCAGCACUUCAUUCUCUUCUGCAUCAUUGCCGCCGUUCUGUGCGUCUGCAUGUUCCCUGCCUGGCCGCUGAAGCUGAAGGUCGCGGUGUGGUACCUCUCCGUCGUGCUACUGACUCUGAUCCUCGUUUUAGUCUUUGUUCGACUCGUCCUCUUCGUCUUCUUCUGGUUCUUCGGCUACCAGUUCUGGCUGCUGCCGAACCUCUUCAACGAAGACGCAGGCAUCAUCGACAGCUUCCUUCCCUGGAUCGAGUGGCACCGCAGCCAAGACGACUGGGCCAUGUUCGCCGCGAGAAUCUUCUGUGCCAUUCUCACUGCAGGGACACUUUACAAACUCAGCGAAACUCACACGCCGGCGAGCGUCGCGAACUUCGCGAAACAGUCUUUCCUGGACGUCCUCGACUGGGGCCACCAGCGACUCGCAGCGCCGCCUGGAGGCUACUCCAAGUACGCAUCCAUCACUGACAAGCAGGAAGGCGGACAGGGCACCGAAGAAGAGGGAGAAACAAACGAGGAAAACGCCGAAGGAAAGGCAGAUGAGGAUGAGUAUUCUUGUCUCAAACAGUGCGGCUUUGCCUCCUUCGAACAUCUCAUGCAAGCUCGCUGUCUUGUAAAAUGCUCGUGCGUUGGGGACUUGCUGGAGUCGAAAUGUUUCGCCAAGUGUCCAGAAGCCACACAGGCUGCGUUGCGCGAGGCAGCGCGCGAUGCAUGCGAAGAAGAGGAAAAGCGGAAGAGAAGGCGUCACUGAAACUCUGCACCGGAAGAGAGCCGAAAAGUCGGAGGGUGGACGCGCAGAAAGUGGGGAAACUAUGAUGGAGUCUCACCUGAAUGGACAAGCACGAAUGGCGGGGCGAAAGUUCUCAGGGAAGAGAGGAGAAACUGGAACAGGAAACUUCAUGAAAAAUUCAAAUGCCUCAGCCGCGAUGCUCUCUGGUGCACUCACGCAGUGUAUGUGCUCUCUGCAUCGUCGAAGAGUGACGCGGUGACGCCAGUUUUAUUUUCGCUGGCUUUCCUGACGUGUCUUCUCUUUCUUUGCGGUUCUCUCACCUUUCUUUGUUCGACUUUUUUCUCGCCCACACUCCCCUGAGCCUCUCUAGACCGAGUGGACGAAAGUCGAGGGAACCACGGUAGCCUUUCUCCUUGUCUUUCGACUCAAUCGAAGCAGUGAAGGAACACUCUGGAAUCCUUGCACAACCGGAGACUGGUGGAUAGGCACCUGAGUGCGAAUCCGACUUUCUCUCUUUACAAAUUCUUCAUCAACGCUACGUUCCUUCGCCUGAGUCUCUCUAGGCGCUUCAUCCCUUUCUCGAAGAAAAGCUGAACUCUCCAUACUCGAGCGAAUUUCCUCGGCCUCACAAGGUACACAGUUUUUUGCGUGACUCCACAGAGAGCAUGAAGGCCAUGCACUGUU
Messenger RNA from Toxoplasma gondii ME49, 2821 nucleotides. Its product is annotated as translocation protein sec62, putative. The record is from RefSeq and is a predicted model, not a curated record. Lineage: Eukaryota; Apicomplexa; Conoidasida; Eucoccidiorida; Sarcocystidae. Gene Ontology annotation, cellular component: endoplasmic reticulum; endoplasmic reticulum membrane. The transcript has 11 exons. Gene Ontology annotation, biological process: post-translational protein targeting to membrane, translocation. The coding region runs from base 986 to 2158 and encodes 390 amino acids.